This is a messenger RNA of Kwoniella botswanensis, 3081 nucleotides long. RefSeq lists its product as uncharacterized. Lineage: Eukaryota; Fungi; Basidiomycota; Tremellomycetes; Tremellales; Cryptococcaceae. The record is from RefSeq and is a predicted model, not a curated record. Bases 1 to 3081 code for a protein of 1026 amino acids. The transcript has 3 exons.
AUGACAACAAAAGAUAGAUACCCAGGUCUGGGAAGAUCUCCUGCAAUGUUUACUAAAUCUUCCUUACCGACCAACGAAGAACUACCAUUCCUUCCCCCAUUACCUGAUACCCCUCAACACGCCUACAAAUCAUAUCUCUCUGAAGAUCACGUGCUCAAAGCCAAGACACCGCUGACUAGGCAGUUAUGGGAAGACCGAUCAAACUCACCUGUGGAGACUAUUGUUGGUGGAAUGAAAAGGACUGAAAGUUCGAGGAAAUGGGAUGUAGAAGUUGAUUAUCCUGUCUUGACUACUCGACAAAGUGUGUUCAAUACCCCUUUACCAAUCAAUAGGAUUUCGAGUGGAGAUUACUUCAGGCCCGCUAGCAGGACACCGUCGCCGCCUAAGGCCAAAGACCAAUCACCCACACCGGAAAUCAUCGAUAAACAGUUCAUUCAACAUGAUCAGGUCCUUACACCGCAUCUUCAAAUUAACUCUGGAAUCCCCGAUACCGAGAAGCAGGCUGGUGAUCACCUGAUCCCACCUUCCAAACCGAUAGACGACAUACAACCGGUAUCAUCACCCGUUAAAGCAACUGAACCCGCCCAACAACAACCUAGAAUAUCGGCAUCAUUCAACCUUCCGACUUAUAUCGCUGAAGCCUCUCUACUCGCAGAGGAAUCAUUGAUGGGUGGAGCAGCAAGUAGUGCAGAUGGUGACAGCUUCCAUCUGGGCAUAGAUAAGCUUAGGCCUAAGAGGGCUUCAAGUGAGGAAACGGAAGGAUCAGAGAAAGAGGAGUCUCCACCAACUUCAGACACAUCCCCAAAACCACUUUCGACCAAAUCUACCUUCCUAAAUCCACUUCAACAGCAAAACCCUCUUGAUCAAUCUACUCUCUUACCUCGUUCCCCAGCGAAGACGUCUCACCUGCUCGAAACCAAAAAUGCCAUUUCCAACGUCGAACCUCCUUGGUCAGACGAUUCUCAGCUGUACGGAUCUUCCAUAUCGUCAAGAGAAAACUCCAUCUCACCUGAAAAAUACUCCUCUCCUUAUAGAACACUCUCGUCCCUACCUCAUUCAACUGGCAUGAGAGGAUUUCCAACAUCUUCUUCGUCACACUCGAUGAUCACUACUCUACCAAAAAUCAAAAGAACUUUCCCUCCAUCCUCGUCGGGUCAAUCAUUAUCUUCGGUUUGCGAAGAUGAAUACCACUUCGAGGGUGAAGUUAGUACCCUUUUACCUGUCAGUCCAAUGAAGACUGCUCAUCCAUUGACAGAUGCGGAAUUGAUAAGUAAAGAAAAGUUAGAAGAACAAGAAUCAAGUUUCAGAUUACCUGUACCUACUAAAGCUACACCUUAUAAACCUUCUUUCAUGAGUAAAACACCUAGAAAAUCACCACCUGCCAAGAUGAGCCCUAUCAAAACUAUUGUCACCGCUCAUAAAUACACCCACCCUCAGAGGGAUGUAAGAGACGAACAAGGGGAUAUCACAUUAGACGUGAAGGAAUUGUUAGCGAAAGUCAACAAACCGAAAAGAGCUUCCGGGACAGAAGAAAGCUUUGUGGAUCUGUUACAUGAUGAAUUUAUGCCUGAUGGAUUGGACGCCUCUAUGAUAGGCCCUGACGAAUCGAUGUUACCUCCCUCACUCCGCCCGCGAGGACACCGAGGGAACAGCACAAGUCCUAUCAAAGCUUCUUCGUACGCCAGUCCUAUACGACCAACCAGAACUACAGCAGCGGCGUUAUCUGUCACUUCGAGAACGAUCGAAGUGGCUGAAACCUCAAGUCCGAUCAAGCACUUCCCUUCUCAGAUAACUCACAAUCUCGCUAGUCAGGCUGAAGAACCAUCUGGAGAGCCGAAACAACAGACUAUCAGCCGAUCAAAGAGUCUUUCGAGAGUAGCAGAGAUCAUCGAGCGAGUCAAAUCUGAACGUGCUGCCACUCAACAUACUCAACCCCCCAAAGCUGUGAAUAACCAUGAGAAAGAAGAAGUGUUAGCUGCCUCGCCUCCUAAAACCGCCGUUAGGACUCGAACAUACACUACCAUCACAACUCCAGCUACUUCCACCGCUAGACCGAGGAACAGUAUGAUGCCUCCUCCAGCUGCUUCAAAAAGGAUAUCUCUUUCCGCUGGAGCUUUACCCAUGGCUGGGAGCGCAUCACACAAGUCCGUCGACUUACCUCCUGCUAGGACUGCUCCUCGAGUUUCGACUAUAGCAAGCAAACGACCGACGACCACGACCAUUGCCACUCGACCUACAGCUAAUACCACUUCUGCAAGAUUGGCUAGUACUGGUACUGCCAGAGCACCUGUGUCCUCUCGAACAAGUAUGGCGCCUCCUACUUCCCGAGUCGAUCCUAGAGUUCGUCCUGGCUCAACAUCCAGUACUGUCUCUUCCUCAGCUACUAUUCCUUCGCUUCCUACUUCACGAACGACUAGACCAUCUACUACAGUAGCUUUACCCUCUACUGGAUCAACCGCUACCACCAUAAGCUCUAAAGUCGCCAGACUAUCGACUGUCAGUCGACUGAAUGGGUUAGCAAAACCCGCCGAUGGUCCCACCGCAAGAUCCGCACCUGCUCCUGUACCUAGAUCAACGAGGGUAUCAAGACCAUUCGGUACUGAUGCCAGUUCAACUACUAAUCGAACUUCAGCUAUACCACCUAGAUCAAGUAAACUCUCCACUGGACCUUCUUCGAGUACUGCAAGAUUAGCGGAGGGUACGAAAUCCAGGGCGAUGUCUACUCCCGCUUCGGCCACUGUAUUUAAGGCUACAACUACAGAUAGAGUCCCUCCUCUACCUACUCCUCGAAUUACUCGACCCUCUACAAUUAUUACCACUGCGGCAAGAGAAGGUAUGAAGAAAAGCUCGUUACCGCCUCCAUUGACUGGGACAAACGCAGGUGUCCAGAGAAGCAGGAUCGGCAGUACUACUACCAAUACUGCCGCAGGGGGAUUACCUAGACCUUCGACCAGACCUACCUCUACGGCAGGAAAAAGCUCCGCGCCGCCCACUAUAACGGGCACGAGGCCGGGCACGGGGACGGGCUUGAGUGCACUUAGAGAGAGGCUGGAUAAAUUCCAUGCUAGGCAAGUUAGAUAA